CCAGACCCGUCCGACCGGUCCGAUCACAUGACAAUAGGGAAGACAACUGCAUAUGCGAGUAACCCCAAAACCUUAGUCAAAAUAAGUUGUCUCUAGUUGUUUCCUGUAUUCCGGCUGUCUUUUUGGUGGGUCGUAAAACAUUUUUUCGACAACCUGUACCCCACUCGAUCGUUCUGCGAAUUGUUCUACGGUUUAAUGUAGAUUAGCGGACGGAGAAAGGCCCAUAUAUAUGCAUAUUAGCCGGGUAGAGUUAGGGUGCGGGUAGCUUCAGGUGUGACAGUCCUGUAACAUGGCCUUAGCGCUGCGGCAGCUACGGAACGGCGUCUUGGGCGCUCUGGCGUUGUUCCUGGUGCUCAACGCCUGGAUCAUGUCAAGCACUUUGCAGCAACAGCAGCAACAGCCAGAAAAACGACAAGUGGGCCCAGCUUGUGAAACACAGAGGGAUACGCUGAUACAGUCUAUGGACUUACUCAACAAGGCUCUACUCAGACAAGACAAUCCUAAUGUGGACAUCGGCAAAGCUGUGGUCAACGAGCGCCAGGAGAAGCCCUGUGCAGACUGCAGCAGAUCAAGUCCAGUGGAUACAGACGCCGUCAGAGUUUGGGGAAAACCUCGCAGAACAAAAGGAUUCUUAACCAUUGGCAUUCCAACGGUGAAGAGAGACAAGGACAGCCACUACCUGGGCACCACCAUCGACUCUCUGAUCGAGAACACAGCCGAGGCUGAUCGGCGACAGGUCAUCAUCGUCAUUUUUCUGGCGGACUUCGACAGCUAUUACAACAAGAUGCUGUCUCAAGAACUUUACAAGAACUAUUCGCGGCACCUGGAAGACGGCUUCAUGCAGGUGGUCCACGCACCGAUAUCGUUUUAUCCGCAACUGGAGGGCUUGAAACAAAACUUCAACGACUCACAAGAUCGCGUAAAAUGGCGGUCAAAGCAGUGCGUGGACUACGCCUUCCUCUUUAGCUACUGUCGGGAUUUGUCGGAGUUCUACCUGCAGCUCGAAGACGACGUGGUGUCGUCGGAAAACUACCUGACGACAAUCAGGGACUACAUCAACGGUCAGACAUCUGCUUGGUCGAUGCUGGAAUUUUCCGAGCUCGGUUUCAUCGGGAAGCUUCUCCGGUCUUCCGACCUGCAGCGACUUGCGGACUUUCUUCUGCUGUUCUACGAGGAGAUGCCGAACGAUUUUUUGAUUCGCCACUUUUUGAAGCUGUUGCCACACCGGGAAACGUUCGUGCGGCGUCCGUCGCUGUUCCAGCACAUCGGGAAGCACUCCUCUCUGAUCGGGAAGGAGCAAAACUUAGUCGACGCCUUUUACGUGGCGUCGCUGAAGAGAAGGUACAACGACUCCGAUAACCCGCCGGCUGUGGUGAGCACAGACAUGUCCGCGUUCGGGGAGUACAAGCCGCAGCUGGCGUACAGCUCAGAGCCGGGGUACUUCUGGGUCGAGGCGCCGAAGGUCGGACAGGCGUUCUUCGUUCUCUUCGAGAAACGCGCGACCCUUUCUAGGAUCGUCGUAGAGACCGGCUCCGAAGAGCACCCAAAGGACAUCCUGGAGCAGGGAACGCUGGAGGUGAGCACGAAGCUCUUGCCGCCUGCAGUGAACCAGAGCGCUGACGCCACGCCGAACUGCGCGGACUACACGAAGAUCGGAAACUUCCUCAACGGGAGGUUUGAAAUGUCGACCCAGGGCGGGGUACCGGUGCCGGUGAAAUGCCUGAAGGUGACGGUCACAGGAGACCAGAAGAUGUGGAUCCUGGUGAGGGAGAUCGCCGUGUGGACCGCGAAAUAAGAAAAUCACCAAACAAAGUGCCAAAUGAUUUCUAUUACCAAUUUUGCCGUGAGGCGGAUAUGGAUGGGAUGCAGCUAUCAUGUACGGGUCAACUAGCCACCGAUAAUAGCAGCUUUUUUCAAAAGCAGUUGUUUUUGAUACGACUGCCCAAACUGAAAAUUUAAAUGAGUGAAAAGAAUUAGAUAAUUCGUUCAGUGAUGUUUUUUGUCACUCUAGUGCACAAAUGUCCAAGUGUCUUCAAUACCAUUCCAUUGUAUCAAUAGCUUUAACUCCUUCAACUAAUUUGCACGAAAGUGCUGAUGUCUUAAGAUGUCUUAUUUGAACCGAGCUACAAAUACAUGUAUGAUACACAUUUCGUAUCUUUAACUCUGUCGGCUUUUCAUAAGUAUCUGACGAUGUGUUUAUUAUUAUAGCCAAUAGCCCCAACUAGUAUUGAGUGCUGAGCGACAUGUCUGCAAGUUUUGUAUAUAUAUUUUCUAAAUGGGAUACGAUUUAAGUUAUCAAUGUAUCUAUGUCUGUGUUUAAUGAGCGUGAUUUUCUGUGAAAAAAUGCUGCAAUGGAAAAACUGAAUAGUGCGGGUAACGCAUUUGCUCUAAGUUUUGAUAUGAAAAUUAAACCAAAUGGAAUGAUUGAAA
This is a messenger RNA of Branchiostoma floridae (Florida lancelet), 2430 nucleotides long. RefSeq names its product alpha-1,6-mannosyl-glycoprotein 4-beta-N-acetylglucosaminyltransferase-like. Gene Ontology annotation, molecular function: acetylglucosaminyltransferase activity. The transcript has 4 exons. Gene Ontology annotation, biological process: protein N-linked glycosylation. NCBI's taxonomy places the organism in Eukaryota, Metazoa, Chordata, Leptocardii, Amphioxiformes, Branchiostomatidae. The coding region runs from base 290 to 1795 and encodes 501 amino acids. The record is from RefSeq and is a predicted model, not a curated record.